CCGUCUGCCCUGUCCUCACUGUGCAGUCCCCGACAGAUCCCAGAGAGAGCAGAGGGUGCGUUAGAUUUUUGUCUCAGAGCACGAUGAGCGUUGUGAAGAGAGCCGUGCUGCUGACGCUGCUGCUGGCGGCGAUUGGCAGCUCCGCCGCGGCGGACCCCGAAGACUGCAACGGUCUGAACGUAACGCUGCAAACUAAAGACAUUCACAAGAUUUUCGGGGACUGGGUCCUGGUCUGGUCUGUCACUGACCACGACCAAGGCAACGCGCUGAUUCGAAACGUCACCAGCUCCCACGUCGAGUUAAGACUCCACGAUGACAACAAGACGGUCAUGGUCACAGUGAGGAACGUGCAAAUACACCAGGUGUGUUUCACCUACAUCAUCAACACGACAAUGCCCACUGACCCGCUGGACAGCACCAUGACCAGCUUUACUGGUGCCACGGAGAAGGACGGACUUCUUGAGGUGUACAACGACACAGAGACUGUGAAUUUCUUCGAGACCUGCCCCGACUGUCUGUUGAUGGUCUUCAAGGACAUCAACGGACGAUACCUGCUCAACUACAAGAGGGAGGGGCAUCACCAGGAUGUUGAGAAGCUGAAAGCAGACCACAGCGAUCACCACAAACUGGCCGCCUGUCUGGGAUUCCCCACCAACGCCAAGCCGUUCAUCUACGACGGAGCUGCAGAUUUCUGUCAUAAGAAAUCAUCCCCGGAGGUGGAGCCAGAAGCGUCCUGAGUGAAGACAUUGGAGCAAAACAAUCAUAUCUCAGAUAUGUCCUCCACCAAUAUAAUAAAAGGAAAUACUAAAACCUG
Perca fluviatilis (European perch) is the source of this 814-nucleotide messenger RNA. RefSeq names its product saxitoxin and tetrodotoxin-binding protein 1-like. Lineage: Eukaryota; Metazoa; Chordata; Actinopteri; Perciformes; Percidae. The transcript is spliced from 6 exons. The record is from RefSeq and is a predicted model, not a curated record. The coding region runs from base 84 to 737 and encodes 217 amino acids.